CCUUGGUCAGCACUCACCACCAAACAAUCAAACCUCAAACUCAUCUGGUCUCUCGUUUUCUCCUCACUGCAACUAAAAUCUCCCUUCACCUAUGAACCCUAAUCACAGAAUACAACUGAACUCCCAAGAAGAAGAAGAAGAAAUCACACCCAAAAAAAUCUCACAUUUUCUCAGAGGAGCAGUAAACUUGCAUGUAUUGCUCUCUCUCUCUCUCCUCUUUCUCUCUCUACCCUAAAAAACCAUAAUGGCAACCGACUAAGAAAUCUCCCAAAUUCAAAUCGGCAAAUCCCUAGGGUUCCAUAUUCCUCUCUCCGGCCUCAGUAUUUUUAUUUUCAUCCAACGGCAAUGAACCACCAGCCACUGGCGAAGCCCAGCCCCAAUCCGCUUCCGGCGAGCAACAACGGCCGGUCGGCAUCGGAGUGUGGGAACUGCGGGUCCCAGAAGCGGUGGAUCCUCCACCAUGUUCGGAUCAGAGGGAUCCACCGCCGCCUCUGCACCUCCUGCGUCCUCCGCCUCCAUCCGUCGUCGUUUUGCCCUAGCUGCUUCCAGUUUUACGACAACGCCAACGUCCCUCCCUCCUCCAAGCGCCUCACCUGCUCCAAAUGCUCCUCCUUCACCCACUCUCACUGCGCUCCUCCGCCAGCCGCCUCGCCGCCCGCCUCGGCAGCCGCGGCGGCGGCGGUGACGUCACCUAUGUCGUCGUCGUCGUCUUCGAAUUCCUACCUCUGUCCUCCCUGCGCGUCGCCGAGCUUCAAUUUCUUCGACAUCGACUCCGAUCCCAAUCGCGCCAUUGAUAAGAAGCUCGCGCUGGUUCUCCUCUGCGCCGCCAAGAUCUCCGCUGCUUCCAUGAACAAGGCCGUGAUCGUCGCCCGCGCCGAGGCCGAGCGCCGCGUCCGGGAGGCGGCGCUCGCACGGAAGAGGGCGCGCGAGGCAUUGGACAACCUCGCGCUCCUCGUCAGCGGCAGAGGAGGCAAGGCCGUCCGCAAGGAUGCUGCCGCUGUCGAAGGAUCGGUUUCUGAUGUCUCCGCGUCGGCUAAUUCAGCUCAGAAGCUGCAGAAGGAGAAGAGCUUCCCGGUCCCCUCUCCGAAUCCGCAUGGGAGACAGCAGAAUUUCAAUGGAUUCUCAGCUCCGAGGCAGAGUCCGGCGGCGGCCGUGGGGUCGUCCACGGUUAAGAAGACCGAAAACGGAGAGGUUGAGGCUGUGAACGGCAAUGUGAAUGGCAAGGACAAGCCUGGGAUUCUGGAUGUCAAGAAGGAGAAAGCGGACACAGAGACGAAAAGCGAUGUUCCUCCCAAGUGAGCUUUUUGAAGGUUUUUGGGGUUGACAGGUCGAAACAACCAUGUGUCAUUUGGUUCAUUUUCGUUUUUUCCUGUUCUCUUUUGGCCAUUUGGUUCUUUUCACCUCUAAUGUCAUUGUGAUUAUUUGGCUCUAUUUCUGUUCAUAAUUCUACUUGGCCUUUUAGUAGAAUUAUGGACAUUGUUGUUUAGUGAAGAUACAGAUAUGACUGCCCUUUUUUCCCGGUUAAGUAUGCUGAUGUACUCCUUGUUUAUAGAGAAAUGACACUGAUCAUUUAGUUUGGUGAUCGAACACUCCAAACAUUAGCUUUCUACUGUUAUGUAUAAUCAAUCAUGUUGCUUUUAA
Molecule: messenger RNA, 1641 nt
Organism: Morus notabilis
Lineage: Eukaryota; Viridiplantae; Streptophyta; Magnoliopsida; Rosales; Moraceae
Exons: 3
Coding region: 346-1299 (317 amino acids)
Source: RefSeq, a predicted model, not a curated record